Messenger RNA from Brassica oleracea var. oleracea, 1752 nucleotides. RefSeq names its product probable WRKY transcription factor 35. The coding region runs from base 271 to 1545 and encodes 424 amino acids. Gene Ontology annotation, cellular component: nucleus. Gene Ontology annotation, molecular function: DNA-binding transcription factor activity; transcription cis-regulatory region binding. The record is from RefSeq and is a predicted model, not a curated record. NCBI's taxonomy places the organism in Eukaryota, Viridiplantae, Streptophyta, Magnoliopsida, Brassicales, Brassicaceae. Gene Ontology annotation, biological process: regulation of DNA-templated transcription. The transcript is spliced from 3 exons.
GAAGUGGUCGAAGAUGUUUACAUACUGAAAGUCAGCAUCUCUCUCGUUUCAUCAACCAUUCUCGUCUUCUUCAUCCUCUUUUUUUUGGUAAAAUGUUAACUUCUUCAUUCUCUUACUAUUUUCCCAAGAAAAUAAUCAACAUCCAUAACACGAUUAAGACAUAAAUCUUACUUCUCUCUCGGAUUCUCAAUCGUUCUUUUUUUUUCUUUACCGUGUUAUAUAUCACAUAUACAGAAAAACACACACAUACACACGCGUCAUAGACAUAUUAUGUGCAGUGUCUUUGAGUCUUCAGACAUGGACAACUUCCAAGGAGACCUAACCGACGUUGUACGAGGAAUCAGAUCAGGACACAUGACAUCAUCUCCUGGGCCACCGGAAGGUCCAUCUCCGAGCAGUUUGUCUCCGCCGCCGACUUCAGAUUUCCACGUGGAUUUUCCCUCCGUCGCCAACUCUCAGAUGAAUCCCUUCGGCGACCCGUUCGUAAGCAUGACAGAUCCUCUCCUCAGCCUCCCGGCCAACUUCUCCGGUGCCGGAGAUAUCAAAAACAACAACAGUUUUGCAGUCUUUCCAAACAUUACUGUGGAUGAUCAUGUCAAGAAUCAAUGCAGUGUCUUCCCAAGAAUCCGGAUUUCGCAAAGAAACAUCAUCCAAGAUGCAUCCAAAUGUAAUUCCCCAGCUAUGGCCACCUCCUCCGUCGCAGCAGCUUCGCCGUGGGGGAUGAUCAACGUUGAUAGCGCUAACAGUCCAAGAAACUGUUUACUGGUCGAUAAUAAUAAUAUCACGUCAUCUUCUUCGCAGAUUCAGAUCUCUUCUCCCCCUCAGAAUUUUAGCAUAAAGAGGAGGAAGGGGCAGGGAAAGAAAGUGGUGUGCAUACCUGCUCCAGCCGCCAUGAACAGCCGGUCCAGUGGAGAAGUGGUUCCGUCUGAUCUGUGGGCCUGGCGAAAAUACGGUCAAAAACCCAUCAAAGGUUCUCCUUAUCCCAGGGGUUACUACAGAUGUAGCAGCUCGAAAGGUUGUCCAGCUAGGAAACAAGUGGAACGCAGCCGCACCGAUCCAAACAUGUUAGUCAUUACUUACACAUCAGAACAUAACCAUCCAUGGCCCACUCAACGCAACGCUCUCGCCGGCUCUACUCGUUCUUCUUCAUCCUCCUCUUCAAACCCUUGUUCCAAAUCCGCAACUGCAACGACUUCUGUCUCGUCCAGAGUCUCCCAAAACAAAGAGGAACCCAAUAAGUCCCACAUGCCAUUCUCAUCCACUCCUCCUUCUCCUUAUGUGGCCAGAGCGGUUAAAGAGGAAGACGUUGAGGAGCGUAAGUACAAUAUGGAGUUCGAUGACGUUGACGACACUUAUAGACCGGAUUUUCAACAUCAGCCGGGGGAUUUCUUCGCCGAUCUUGACGAUCUUGAGGAAGAUUCUUUAACUAUGUUGCUCUCUCAAGGAUUCUCCGGAGAUAAUUGCGGUGGAGGUAACCUGGAUAACAAAAGAAUGAUUCCUGACGUUUUUAGCGAUUUCUUUGACGACGACUCCCCAAGAUCGUGAUAAAUACACCAAAGUUCAGUAAAAGGAUCGUUAUAAAUAUUCUUAGUAUCAAUGUAAUUUAGUCAUGAAUUUCGUGUAAUUCGAUUAGCUUAGAUGAUGGUAUUAGCCUGGCGUAUGUAUGGUAAUCUCGUCAUUUAUGUUACAUUUUUUUUUGGUUGGGGGGGAUCCAUAUUAUAUAGUCAAAAUAAAUUAAUACCUCCUACUUUU